Penicillium malachiteum is the source of this 1620-nucleotide messenger RNA. Its product is annotated as alpha-arrestin. Gene Ontology annotation, biological process: ubiquitin-dependent endocytosis. The coding region runs from base 1 to 1620 and encodes 539 amino acids. The transcript has a single exon. NCBI's taxonomy places the organism in Eukaryota, Fungi, Ascomycota, Eurotiomycetes, Eurotiales, Aspergillaceae. Gene Ontology annotation, cellular component: cytoplasm; plasma membrane; cytosol. Gene Ontology annotation, molecular function: protein-macromolecule adaptor activity; ubiquitin protein ligase binding. The record is from RefSeq and is a predicted model, not a curated record.
AUGCCGGGUCGCCUGAUCCCCAACUUUGUUUGGGGCUCUGGCUCCCUACAUUCCUCAGUCACCUCGACUCCCAUCCACUCUAAUUCCUCUUCAACUACUUCCGUCAAUGAGAUCCAUCACCAUGGACAUGUCUUCAAGAAGUCGACUCAUAGCACCCCGGAUCGGGCCCGCUCCCCGGAGCGUCGCCUCUCCUUCUCAAUGGACCACUUGAUUCACCCUCACCGCGAUCACAGCAAAGAGAAGCGCCGCAGCCUCGGACGCGCUGCACGAUCUAAGGAACGCUCGCACAAGGAAGAAUUGGCCCCGCCAUCCGCCAAGUUGGACGUUCUGGUGGAAUCUCCCCCGCUAGUUUGCUAUGGUACACCUGCAACUUCCACCGGUGCUUUGUUCUCGGGCCGUCUGCGUGUGGCUGUCAGCGAAUUGGUUGGCGAGGUUUCUUUGACUCAAUUUGAUGCCAAACUUGUCUCAAAGACUAGCACCAAGAAGCCUGUUUCCAACCACUGCCCCAGCUGUGCCACUCGCACAGAGGAGCUGACCAAGUGGAAUUUCCUCACAGAGACUCUUUCUCUCAAGACCGGUAACCAUGAUUUCCCCUUCAGCUAUUUGCUCCCAGGCCACCUUCCCGCAUCCUGCAAUGGAUCGUUGGGUCAAAUUGAGUACUUCCUGCUGGCGCAUGCCAAGAGCGCCACAGGCGAGGAGUUCAACAUUAAGUUGCCACUAAAUGUCCGCCGCGCCUUGCUCCCAGGCAAUGACAAAUCCUCCAUCCGCAUUUUCCCUCCCACCAACUUGACUGGCCGCAUCGUUCUGCCUUCCGUGAUUCACCCCAUCGGCCAAUUUCCCGUCGAGAUGACCCUGAGUGGCGUCGUGGACAAGGGUGAAGAAACCCAAACCCGCUGGCGUCUGCGCAAGAUGAUGUGGCGCAUUGAGGAGCACCAGAAGAUUGUCUCCACAGCGUGCCAGAAGCACUCCCACAAGAUUGGUGGAGAGGGCAAGGGUGUCCUUCACCAGGAGACUCGAAUCAUUGGUCACAACGAGGAGAAGACCGGCUGGAAGACCGACUUCGACACCGCUGGCGGUGAAAUCGGCAUGCAAUUUGAAGCAAGCAUCAACCCGACCACCAACCCAGUCUGUGAUAUGGAGGCCCCUGGCGGUUUGGAAGUCAAGCACAACCUCGUCAUUGAGCUUAUUGUGGCUGAAGAAUUUUGUCCAAACCGCAACACUCGCCUGAUCACCCCCACCGGUGCAGCCCGCGUGCUCCGUAUGCAGUUCAAUCUUAAUGUGACGGAGCGCAGCGGUCUGGGUAUCAGCUGGGAUGAGGAGAUGCCUCCUGUUUACGAGGAUGUCCCUGCUAGCCCACCCGGAUACACCAAGCUCGAUGAUGCUCACAGUAUCAUGGAGGACUACCAUGGAUCCCCACUGCCCCUACCUGAGUACGAUGAGUUGGAACGGAUGGAGUCUCUGCGUCUGGAUAGUGACUCAACCCACUCCUCCAACCAGUCCACUCGUGGUCGUGUACGCUUCACAGCUGACGACUUCCUGACCGAGCAAUCUCCUGUUCCCUCAGCGUCCGCAUCUCGCGUUCCCUCCCGAGCUCCUUCGGCUACUUCUUCACGCCAAUAA